AAAGAUAAGUACUCAGUAGUUUUCAGGACGGUUCGGUGUACUGUUGAGCCACUCAUCGAUCCACGAGUACCAUAUUUUUCUACAAAUUGUCUUCCCUAUAAAAAAGCACACAAAAUGAAUAAACAAAAAUGUAUUAAAAAAAGUACACAGUGGUUCUGUUGAGAUUGAUACUCAUCUCUCUGCGUGGUAAAAAUGUGAUUUCUGUGGAAUUCAACGCAAUCACGUACGACAUUUAAGAUCAUGAAAUACCGGGUUAUCACGCUUCGUGGUUCGCUAUCAUUCUUGACUUUAUACUUGGGAAUCAUCUCCAUUGCAUUAUGCCAAAAUAAUUGUCCUACAAGAUGCUUGUGUUACCUCAGCCAAUUACCAAGGAGUAUAGUGUGUUCGAGGCAAGGCUUGGAAGUGUUUCCUGAAAAUAUCAGUGACGUGGUGGAGCAGUUAAACUUAUCAAAUAAUUUGUUGACGAAUGUCAGCAGUGACGUUAAUCGACUGACAGAGUUGCAAUAUUUAAAUUUAGCAAGGAAUAAAUUAAGUUCGUUACCUGAUGAUUUGAGUUCCUUAAGAAAUUUACGGAGAUUGGAUUUAAGUGGCAAUGAAAUACACAGGAUUCUUGAUAUUAGUUCUAUAGAACAAUUACCAUCUUUAAUGGUGGCAUAUUUGUCGAAAAAUCCAUUGUCUAGUUUGGAAGGUCUUAGAAGUAGUAGCCUUGAAGCUUUAGACGCUAGUCAGUGUGGAAUAAGAGAACUUAGUAAUACAUCAUUAGACGGUUUACCAGAGCUGAGUACGUUAAGCCUAACUGGAAAUCCUUUGAAACUCAUUCAAAACCCAUGGAAUCCAAAAUUACGAUGGCUUGAUGCAUCUGACUGUCAUCUGAAUUACUUGAGGCCGGAUACAUUCGAAGGGUUCCCGGAACUUGAAGAAUUAAAACUGGCCAAUAAUCCUACAUUAGUUUACAGUAUGAGACACUCAACGCUACAGCAUACAAAGCUAAAGAAACUCGACGUUUCAGGAUGCAAUUUAGACAGACCCGGACUUCACGGAUUGCCGUUUUUGACCCACGCCCGAUUAUCCCGUAACAGGAUUUGCAUGUUACCCGGUCGAAUUUUCGCUAAAAACAGAGAACUUGGAUUUUUAUAUCUAAAUUCGAACGGUAUCGCAAGUCUGAAUACGAGUACUUUCGAUGGUCUAGUGAAGCUGCAAGUACUAGAUUUGUCAGCAAACAGCAUCGAAAUGAUUCAUCCACUGACGUUUCACGAAAACGUAGAAUUGAAAUCGCUCAAUUUAUCUUUUAAUAACUUAUACGAAUUGCCAAAUUUUACGUCGUCUGUAACGUCGUUGGACGCGUCAUCGAAUGGCAUCGUUAAGCUUGUUGAUAAUUUUUUAUCGAAUAUGCCAAAAAUAAGAAGUAUCAAUUUGAGUGAUAACAGAUUAGAGAGGAUACCAUCUACACUGAAAUCCACAACCUUGAAGAAUCUAGGAUUACAUGGAAAUAGGAUAAUGGAAGUGGACAAUGACACUUUUCUUCAGUUGCCUCAGCUUAUAAGAAUUGAGUUAUCAGGGAAUCGUUUAACAGGAGCACUAGACCCAGAUAUGUUUCAAAACAAUCCAAAUUUAGAUAGCAUUAAAUUGGAGGAUAAUCCAUGGCGUUGCGAUUGCAAGGAAUUAUUUAUUAUGUACAGUUUCUUAACGGAAUCACCUGCUAAAACAUCAGAAACGAGUUUAAUAUGUCAGAGUCCAGCAAACGUGUCUGGUUAUACUUGGAAAAGUGCCUGUUUCGAUGAUUGGAGUUCCCCUUUGUAUCACAACGUUGACAGAACAUGGGGAUUUAUAGUGGUCUCUGGUCUUACGGUCAUCGUUUUGUUGGGUAGUUUUGUGUCCAUUAGACACAUGAUGAGAGUUAAAAGAAGAGCCAUGGAACAAAGACAGCAAUUGGAAACAUUGAGAUUAUUAAGACGAAGAAGAAUCCAUCAAAUUGUACAAGAAGAAGAACGGGUUGAGCGUGCUCCAGAGCCAAGAAUCCAUCCAUUAGAAUUAAUAGGACCACCUAGUUACGAGGAAGCAGUGCAGAUGCCACGUCUGGCACGUUCUUUGGAUAAUUUGGAUGAAAUCUCGGUAGAUACAUCAACGAUACGUAUGAUGAGUUCAGCUGAUAAUAUAAGGGUGAAGCAACGAAGAUCCAGGAGACCAAAGAAAAGAAUUCACAGUGAGGAUGACUUGCUUCGAAGAGAAGAACGACGACAAGAAAGAAUCAGAAGAGAAAGGAACAGCUCGAUCGGUAACAGUGGAAGUGAACUACCAUCGGGACAAAGGAAUUUUAGAUCCUCUACGACUCGUACCAACAGAAGGCACAGCGUGAUGAGCGAUUCCAAUGAUACCGGAAACGGAAGAGUGCGACCCAGGCCGCAAACACCGAGCGCAAGAAAAAAGAAACGUAGACGAACGCUUUACGACGGACAUUCGAGCGACGAUGAAGACUCAGAGGUUGAACCAAUCGGUUCAAGUAGGUCAAUUGUCAUUCGAGAACUUCGAAGAGAACCCAGAGGUGGUCGUAGAGAAUCUACAGUAGAACGAGAGGAUCCUGAAUAACCACUGGAUGUGAUUUUGACAAGAGUGUUGUUAUAUAUUGACAUUCCUAAGAAUUCAGUCAUCAACUUUGAUCAUGAUUAUUAAAAAUUAAUAACAACUGUCUGGUGAAAUGUUUCCAUGCAAUAAUAGCAUUUGUUAUACCUGAAAAUUCAAAUAUUUAUAUUUUAUUUUGUGGUGUUUAUCAUUUUAAUAUAUGUAUUUAAUAAAUUGUACAUUGAAAUCACUGCCACUGUGUAUAGAAAGCUAGGAAUUAAAAGAUGAACAAAAAUAGAAUGCAAUUAAUUAAAUAUUUUUGGAUAUCA
Osmia lignaria (orchard mason bee) is the source of this 2888-nucleotide messenger RNA. RefSeq lists its product as uncharacterized. Lineage: Eukaryota; Metazoa; Arthropoda; Insecta; Hymenoptera; Megachilidae. Gene Ontology annotation, molecular function: protein binding. The record is from RefSeq and is a predicted model, not a curated record.